AUGGAUAAGAGUUGGAUGCGUAAGUCACGAUUGAGUCAAGAAUACGAAGAUGGAGUCGAACAAUUCCUCAAUUUUGCAUUUGCCAACUCAAGUGAAGAUGAUAGGAUCAUUUGCCCUUGCAUAAAGUGUCGUGUACCGUCACCUAUCCAUGAGCCAACAAACACAUUUGCAGCUCCAUCAAGCUCUAAUCCUCACUUCCAAACUUCUCGUACAAGACCAGAUAGUUUGGAAGAAUUAUUACGGUAUGCUUUCAGCAUCCAUCAAGUUAAUAACGAGGGCCUACCAUCUACUGCCGAUGAAUUCAAUGUUGAGGUGAAUGAUGGAGAUGAAGCUACUAUAGAAGUUGAUGAACAACCUUCUAAAGAAGUGGCAAAGUUUUACAAGUUGCUUGAAGAUAUGAACAACAAACUUUAUGAGGGAUCGCAGCAUUCUAGAUGUGAACAUUUGAAUGAUGACAAUGAAUUGGUUCACAAGAAACCUGCGAAGGUUUUAUGGUAUUUUCCAUUAAUACCACGACUGCAGAGACUUUUCAUGUCGACUAAGACUUCUGCUGAUAUGAUAUGGCAUGCUAAUGGUCGGACCAAUGAUGGGCUGUUACGACACCCUGCUGAUGCUGAGGCAUGGAAAUCAUUUGAUGCAAGAUAUCCUGAUUUCGCUUCUGAUCCUAGAAAUGUUAGGCUUGGUCUUUCUUCAGAUUGGUUUAACCCUUUCAAAUUAUUAAGUACUUCUUACAACACUUGGCCAGUGGUGUUGAUUCCUUAUAACUUACCACCAUGGAUUGGGAUGAAACAAACUUCUUUUCUUUUGUCAGUGAUUAUUCCUGGAGACAAAGAGUUAAAGCAAUUAUGGGUUGGUGUAGAGACGUACGAUGCAUCUGUAAGGAGAAAUUUCAAUAUACGGACUGCCUUGUUAUGGACUAUUAAUGAUUUCCCUGCUUACGCAAAUUUAUCACGUUGGAGCACUAAAGGGAAAUAUGCUUGUCCUUGUUGUGCUGCGAAAACUUCUUCACAAUGGUUAACUAAUGGCCAGAAGUUUUGUUAUAUGGCACAUCGACUUGAUUUGGUUGACAUGGGAAUUCGUCGAGAGCUUCAUCCUCAAUAUCUUCCCAAUGGCAAAACAAGACUACCACCCGCUUCUUUCUCCAUGACAAAAAAAGAAAAAGACCUAUUUUGUCAAGUCUUGAAGACUAUAAAGGUCCCAGAUGCUUACUCUUCGAAUAUAUCAAAAUGUGUAAAUCAGAAGGAGCGAAAACUUCAGUCUUUAAAAUCACAUGAUUAUCACAUAUUGUUGCAUGAUUUGCUUCCAAUUGCUUUGAGGUCAUCCAUGUCAAAGCUAGUGACUCGCGUCAUUUCAGAGCUUUGUAACAUAUUCAAAAUUAUUUGUGGUAAAGUUCUUAAGGUGGAAGAUCUUGACAACCUUCAAUAUCGAGCAGCAAUAGUUUUGUGUCACUUAGAAAAGAUUUUCCCACCUGCAUUUUUCACUAUAAUGGUGCACUUGGUUAUCCAUCUACCAAUGGAGGCCAAAAUCGGUGGACCUGUGUACUAUCAAUGGAUGUAUCCAAUCGAGAGGUUUUUGCUCAAGUUAAUAUCUUAUGUGCGGAAUAAACGAUAUCCUGAAGGAUCUAUUGCUGAAGGAUUUUUAGCAGAAGAAUGUGUCACUUUUUGUUCUAGGUAUUUGGUUGAUGUUGAAACGAUUUUUGAUAGACCUGGGAGAAAUUUAGCACAAGUGCAACAUGAGCUACUUGCAAAGUCGUAUUUAUUUGAAAGUGGUGGAGAACCAAUAGGGAAAGUUGAAGUAGCACAGUUAGAUGAUAUAUCAUGGGCGCAAGCACAUCAUUAUGUGUUAUUUCAUUAUAAAGCUAUUGAAUCACUCCAAAUUGAGUAUAGAAAUAUCUUGAAAGAUCAAACAAGAUGUCGACGUUCAAAUGCUCGUUAUCUCGAUAGAAAAUUUACCGAAACUUUUCAUGAAUGGUUGGGAGAAACGGUUUCUCAUGGAAAAAAUGUGUCAGAAGAAAUUAAAUUUCUUGCACAAGGUCCAAAUAGGAUUGUUAAGAGAUAUAAAGGACUCGUCAUUAAUGGAUUUCGCUUCCAUACUAAAGCUUGA
Dioscorea cayenensis subsp. rotundata (Guinea yam) is the source of this 2103-nucleotide messenger RNA. RefSeq lists its product as uncharacterized. The record is from RefSeq and is a predicted model, not a curated record. Bases 1 to 2103 code for a protein of 700 amino acids. The transcript has 8 exons. Lineage: Eukaryota; Viridiplantae; Streptophyta; Magnoliopsida; Dioscoreales; Dioscoreaceae.